Gongylonema pulchrum is the source of this 780-nucleotide messenger RNA. The record is from the annotation of a GenBank genome assembly. Lineage: Eukaryota; Metazoa; Nematoda; Chromadorea; Rhabditida; Gongylonematidae.
GCAUCAUGCGAAAAUUGCCAGAACAUUCGAGAACAUUACAUUAGGAAGCAGCGUGUUUUCGUUCGAAAGGUGAUCCGAAAAGAAGAGCUUCGAAAAGCGGAACAGAUAGAACGGGUGCGAGCAGCACGUGAAGCACGUAUUCAGGAGGAGUUCGAAGAAGAAGAGGAAAGAAGAAAACGCUUGCUCUAUCGCAAAUGGUGUGAAAAUUACAAAGCUGGACUUGCUUCCCUACGUUCACAGUCAUCAUCAUGGCGUCCGCCAGUCCAGCCCUCGGGACCUGUACUGCACCAACAACCAUUAUGGCGGCCACCACGGCAACAGUUACCACCACUGCGAGUACCAUCACCACCACCUCCACCACCACCACGAGCACCCUCAGCUUCUUCGUCAAGUCUCAUAACAACUGCUGAAGAAGCUCAGCCGUCUGGCUCAAACUGGGUUCCUCUUUUGCCCGACAAUGAUGAUAGUGAAGAACUCCAAGAAGAUGCAUCCAUCCUUGCCGGUUAUGGGCCGCGAAGGAAGAGGCCGAAGGAGCAGCUGCUCGAGCAACAGAAACGAGUGGAUGGCGUAAAUCGUCCGGUUUCAGUUCGUGCAGCUCGAGGAGGGGCCGCUUUGAUGCGUGUCUGGAUUGGUAAAACAGUGAUUUUUUUCGAAUUCUGGGUUUUUAUUUCAGCAUAUCAUUAUUUGGAAUCUUCGGCUAACACAAGCAAGUCAUCGCAUUGGAUUCCACUGCCGCGUGCCAGCGCACAUGAGCCAUCUCGUAUCGUGCGGCACCAUUGA